This is a messenger RNA of Amaranthus tricolor (Joseph's coat), 1308 nucleotides long. RefSeq lists its product as uncharacterized. The transcript is spliced from 6 exons. The coding region runs from base 177 to 803 and encodes 208 amino acids. The record is from RefSeq and is a predicted model, not a curated record. Gene Ontology annotation, biological process: proteasome regulatory particle assembly. Gene Ontology annotation, molecular function: protein binding. NCBI's taxonomy places the organism in Eukaryota, Viridiplantae, Streptophyta, Magnoliopsida, Caryophyllales, Amaranthaceae. Gene Ontology annotation, cellular component: nucleus; cytoplasm.
GGGAAACAUAGGACACGAAACAAACUCCAUAUACUCUCAGCCACUUCCAAACUCUACUAUUCCCUCUGGAAACUUUCUCAACAACGGAAAAAAACUUUGAAAAAUCAUCUCUAUCUGUUGACCAAAAAUCAGUGGCAUUAUAGUUAGUUCUACCGAGAAUCAACAAUUGUUAAAAGAUGGUUGGAACGAACUUGAAAGCAGCAACGAUUACAUUAAUGGAGCAAAGGGAUACAAUAGAGGCGGAAAUGAAUGCUAUCAUACAGCGUCUUUGCCAGGAAGGAGGUCCGGGACUAUCUGGCAACCUUACUGACUCCGAGGGUUUUCCACGUUUAGAUAUUGACAUUCCUGUUGUUCGUGCUGAUCGUCAUCGUCUGGCUGAGCUAAAAAAUGACUACAAAGCUCUCACAGAGAAAAUCAACCAAAAUAUAGAACUUAUGCACUCUGCAAAGCUGGGACCAAGCUCUUCAAACCUCUUAGAUUCAGAUCAUGUUAGUUCCAGGAAUACAGUUGUACCUGCAGAUAUGGAUGCUAUUGGCAGAAUACCUUUUGCAAUGGUAGAUGAAAUAACCGAGGCAUCUCCUGCAGCAGAGGAUGGUUUGCAGCUUGGGGAUCAGAUAGUGAAAUUCGGAAACGUAGAAUCAGGUGACAACUUGCUCUCGAGGCUUGCUUCUGAAGCUCAGAAAGAUCAAGGUAGUGCGGUACAUGUGGUAGUUUUGAGGCAGGGUGUGCUGACAACCUUGUAUGUUACUCCUAGAGCAUGGCAAGGCAAUGGUUUACUGGGAUGCCAUUUCAGAAUUCUAUGAUGCAAUUCUUCCUAUCUAGCGAUUAAGUGUCGUGUUUGGGCAAUGCAUGCUCAUUGUGGAUAGAUAUCGUAUCGUUUGCUUACCUGCGUUCUUUGCUAUACGCCUUUGAAGGAAGGAUUUGCUAGCAAUUUUGCUCCUUAAUAAACUAGUAUACUAGUUUCAUAGCACUACAUUUUUAGUGUACUUGGAGUUGUUGGAAAUGUCCAUUCACUAUUACUUCAAGUUACAAGGAGUUCUCGUAUCUCAACAUCAAGAUCUGUUUAUUGAGGCACCAAUUAGGAGGAUAAUUCUAGGGUUUGCAUAGCUAUUUUCUUCAAUCGGAAAGGACUAGACGUGAAAAAUUGAUCAUCGGUCUUGCUUUUAUUUCCUAUUAUCAGAUACUUGUUAGCUUGCACCUUGCUCAUCCGGACUGCGUUUCCUUUAGCUAUUAUGUGGAAUCUUGUAAAAAUUUGAAAUAAAUAAGCAAAAAAUAUAAAAAAGUCGCAUUAUAGGCAACUUUUGAAAA